GCAGAGUGAACGCAAAGCACCAAACCGAUUAUUGCCAGCUAGAGCGAAUAGCGUUUUAUAUACGAAAUAUACGCUGCAGUGUGUGGAGAGUGUUAUAUAUGUCAUUACUGAACACCAUACAGAAUUAUCGUUUCAUUAAAACGGAACGGAAAAGCGUAGAGACAUUCGCUGGGUGUUGUGCCUCGGCGGAAACUUCGGGCCCAGUUUCGCGGAGAGUCCUCCCCGUAGUCCUUGAGAUAUCCGUGGGUGCUGUGCAGAGUUGUGUGGAUUUUUUUUUAAGCGAUAUCAAGUUUUUUUUCUUUCGAGCUAUGAGAGCACUGUACAAUAAUACAACUCGAUGAUAGUGGUCUACGCUAAUAGUGAAAAGUAAAAACGUUCGGGCAAGAGAGAGAGUGCCAUCAUAUGCAGUGGAAAGUGUUUUUUCCGAUGGUAAAAAUGAUAUCUUCGAAUCUAAUGUUACAAGGAUAAAGGAAGGCGUUUUGCAUCGUAACGUCAAACAAUGGUUUGAGGGCAAAAUGUGAUGCGAGAAUGAGUGAAGCUACCCACAUUUGAAGCUAGGAAGGAUUUUACUGUGUACCACAUAAAAGGGAGUAGGGAGGAACUUGAAUUCUUAUCGGUUACUCGGAAGUUGUUGGUGGAAGGAUGUGUCACCAGCUUUAGUUUAUAUGGUUCCCUAAAGCACAACCUGCCACGGACUGGAGAAUUGAACUGCGAGAGAAAAAUAGCUGCUGAUUCUUUCUACCGUUGCCAUCAUCCCGAGGCCGAGAUGGCCAACAGAUAGGGCUAAUCAACACACAAACACGACAUGGCCAUGUGCCAAGAAGAAGGGAUGUCACCACGUUUCUGUCGCAGGACAAGUUCAAAGGUGCACCAGAAUCGAUCAUCGACAUCAGCUACGACCAAUAGCUCCACCACCACCGCAUCGAGCGCCGCUGUUCCAUCAUCGAGUGGACGAAACAAGCACUCCAAAGUAGAACGCCAAUCGACUGCUGCUUCUGCUGCUGUAACCAUAAUCCAGCAACGAGUUCGACAUCCAAACUAUGCUGAAGCCUUUGAAAACAUUGCUAACCUAUUUGCAGAGAAAUGCUAAUAGUUCGUCAAUAUUCGGAUUAACCAACGGCAUGGGUCCCACCGAGGAGCCAACGUUGGACGCGAACGAGAUCAUGGCAUCGGACGAGCUGAACUGCGAGGAUCCACUGUAUGAUCCGCUCGCGCUAGAUGGAUGCGAUACCGACCUGAACCUAAGCAAUGCCAGCGUUACAACGAUUGGCAGCGCGGUCGGCAGUGAGCCGGAUAGUAGUUCCACCGGCAAGAUAACCCUUGUGGAUGUGACCAGUCUAAAGGGCAGCUCCACCACCAUCUGCCUGAAGCGGGACUACGACUGCUCGGAGGAUGGUGUGGAAAGUGUUGAAAAUGGGACUUCCAGUGUUGUUAAUGGACAUGACGACAGUGGAAUGUCGCUGGAAAAUGGGCACAAUGAUGAGACGAAGUCUCAGUCUUCCGCCGUCCUGGAAGACGAGACCUUUAUCGCGGUGGAAAGUUGUGUGGACGGUAAUGUGGUAAUUGAUGGGCAAAGUUCUACGGAGGCACACGAGCUCUCUAACGUUAGGCAAGCAAUAGGAGAAUCGACGACGAAAGCUGCUACUGCUACCGAAAGCAGCAGCAGCACGCAACCGAACGAGGAAGAGGAGGCAAGUGACGGUUCGGAUUCUGGGCUUGGUUCUGAACCACCGAGGACAGCUUUGAACCAAGUGAAAAGUAAUCUCAAAAGACACUCGUCAGUGGAAGCUACGGGAGCGAGCAGCGAGAAGCGACCCAAGAGGGCCAUAACUUUCGAUGGUGUGACCGUAUACUACUUCACACGCAUGCAAGGUUUCGGGUGCGUCCCAUCACAGGGUGGAUGCACGUUGGGAAUGGAAUUCCAACAUAUGCAUUCGAAACGUUUCACCCUCGCGGAACAUGCAGCCGAGCAGCGCAAAAUGCACCGGGCGCAAUUGCAAGAACUGAAUCCUCGUAGUAGUUCCAGCGAGGAAACGGACAGCGAAGAGGAACCAAGCGAAAGUGGUUCCGAAGCGGAAAGCGAAUCGUACGGGUUUUUGCAACCAGUAACGACCCGGCAAAGGAGAGCCUUGUUAAAGGCGGCUGGUGUUCGAAAGAUUGAUACCUCGGAAAAGGACGAAUGCAGGGUGAUUAGAACAUCUAGGGAAGUGUGUGGGUGUACGUGUCGAGGUUACUGUGAUCCGGAUACGUGUGCUUGCAGCCAGGCGGGAAUAAAGUGUCAAGUGGAUAGACCAAAUUUCCCCUGCGGUUGUACACAGGAUGGUUGUGCCAAUGUGGUCGGAAGAGUAGAGUUCAAUCCGGCACGAGUGCGGACUCAUUUCAUUCAUACCAUAAUGCGGCUUAACCUGGAUCACAAAGCGAACAAUGAGGAUCACAACGUAAUGGGGAUGCAUUCGGUAAAUAGCUACGGUAGUGGUAAGGACUGGUCUAGCGGACCAGUGCGAUUACCUGGGUUGUAUGGCAUGGUUGGUGUUAAUGGUGCGGAGUCCUUGGACGGUUACCAUCAUCAUCUGCAACAGCAGCAGCAUCAGUAUGGUGCAAAUCAUAGUUAUCUAGCAGGCCACUCGGUUUCAAAUGCAAUUCCUCCAAACAGUGAUUCGUUGGAUCUGCAUUACGCCUUUCGAGAUUAUUAUGGGGCUGCUCAGCAUACCAACGAUCAACUUGCUAUGUCAAAUCCCCUAAUGACCUCGUACUACGGGAAUUAUUCUACAAAUAUGGACCAAUACCACCAACCUCACCACUCGAGUUUAGUUAUAGAGCAGAGGCAACCGGAACCACAUUCCUCCUACCAAGGUCAGAUGGAAAGCGCCCCAAGCAGCUCGGCCAUCAUUGACGAAGAAGCCACCUUGAAUACCCCCAUCAAUCCAAACUUCAACUAUGACGAUCAAUCUGCUAUGACCGAUAUCGAACCCAGUAUCUCUGAACAACCCGUUCACGAAACAAUCCUACCGGAUCAGCAGCAAAGCCCGGAUACAUCUGCUCCAUCGUGUAAUCCGGAUCACAAUUCCAGUUCCGAGACUGUUGCCGAAGCACCGGCAACGGUCGACCCACAAGUGGAGGAUCGAGCCUCGAGCUUGAGUCCUCAAAGCGGCGAUUUCAUAGACCUCAACACCCCACUGACCGCAGGCAGUGAUCGACUGGUGGCUAUCAAUGAUCUUCUCGCAAGCAGUCGUCAUGCGGCGAACCUCGCUAAACAAUCCAUUAUCGCCGAAGAGGACGACGAAUUGAGUGACUUCCGGGAUCUGCCAGUAAUGGCCCUCCCAAGUGUAGUUAACAACAGUGAGGAACAGUAUUCGAUCAACAGCAGCGAUACUCAACCAGAAGAAGUCCUUCCGGAGGGACUUCCACAGAACGCUAAAACGGUGCAGACGGUGGAAACGUCCGCAGAAAGCAGCUCGCACCCUUCGGAUGUGCUCAUCGAAACGAGCGAAAACUUAAGUGAAAUCAUCAAGAAUAGUAUUGUUCAAACCGUGUCUAAUUAGCUGUAGAAAGAAGCUUUAGUAAUGUAUAUUUAAUGAAUUGUUCAUAUUAAUUUUGCUACUUUUGCUAGCAAAUCAGUUUUGCUUCACCUUCAGGGUUAGCUAAUUACAGUUUGUUUUAUACUCUAAACAUAAUUUGGUUACAUUUCACACAACUUUCUUUCACUUUUGUCGGGUUCAUUUGUUUGGAAUAUCAUUUAACUGGCACGAACUCUUCACAUACGAAAGUAGUUCCCUCCCCAAUAACAAUAGUACCAGUAGCUAUAAAUCAAAGAAAGAGAAAAGUUCACAAAAUCGAUUCAACAAAACAAAAAGCGAACAAAAAUUUACUGAAAUUACUUCUUGUAGCCAAUAUUUCUAAGUAGACUAAACAAUGCUGAUUAGGUAAAUGAAAUUUUGAAUUUAUGGCAAAAUGAAGCGAGACAGAAAGAGAGAGAGGGAGUAAGUGAAAAGUUGUCUCUCCUGAUACAAUUGAACCAUUCUUAUGUAAAGUAAAUUAAGCAAAUUUAUCGAAUGAAGUAGUUUCUAGGGAAAAACUUUUACCCAUUGAGGUAUGAAAUUCGCUCAUCCCCAGAUCACAUGAAUUCAGGAGCGGCAAAUAUCAAAGUGCGAAUUGAUCUCGGGUGGAUCUUCCCAGUAUAGGAAUGCGAAUUGAACAUAAUAGGAAAACAAAUGUACGCUAGAAAUUGGAGAACGGCUCUUAGCGAUCGUUUUCCUCUGUAUAUAAGUUUCAUUAACAAUUAACCGCCCCCUCAACAAUAUGGAAUCAUUGAACAAGACAAAAUUCGAGAACUGUGUAAAAUGUGAACACAAAAUUAUUCUAAUUAAUGAUGAGAAAUUAAAACAAUUA
Toxorhynchites rutilus septentrionalis is the source of this 4389-nucleotide messenger RNA. RefSeq lists its product as uncharacterized. Gene Ontology annotation, cellular component: nucleus. The transcript is spliced from 5 exons. Lineage: Eukaryota; Metazoa; Arthropoda; Insecta; Diptera; Culicidae. The coding region runs from base 1041 to 3542 and encodes 833 amino acids. Gene Ontology annotation, biological process: regulation of transcription by RNA polymerase II. The record is from RefSeq and is a predicted model, not a curated record. Gene Ontology annotation, molecular function: sequence-specific DNA binding; DNA-binding transcription factor activity, RNA polymerase II-specific.